Messenger RNA from Oryzias latipes (Japanese medaka), 1180 nucleotides. It is a transcript of the gene bloc1s5, whose product is annotated as biogenesis of lysosomal organelles complex-1, subunit 5, muted. NCBI's taxonomy places the organism in Eukaryota, Metazoa, Chordata, Actinopteri, Beloniformes, Adrianichthyidae. The record is from RefSeq and is a predicted model, not a curated record. Gene Ontology annotation, cellular component: transport vesicle; BLOC-1 complex.
ACCAGGAAGCAGUUGUUUAUAUUCCGCCGGAGUCAGCUGACUUGCAUUAGGCCUGUAGAUCUGCACAAUAAACUAAAAUAAAAUGCCCCAAACUACCUGUAGAUGAACGCUCUAUACUUACAGGUGCCAAUAGCUAAUAGUUAACCUAGCCUCUAGCUAAUAACAUUUUGUACAAACGAGAAGAAUUAACGCAACAUAAGAGAAUCUAACGAUGGACAAGAUUGCUAAAGAUGUUGGUGACAUCAAGUCUCGCCUGUUGGACCACAGACCUGUCAUCAAUGCAGAAACUCGCUUCUUUGUCAAAGAGUUUGAGGAGAAACGCGGAAACAGGGAGAGCCGACUGCUGGAGAACCUGAACAAGAUGGUGCGAGAGGCCAACGAUCAAAUUGAAUCCAUGAACUUAGAGGAAACAAACCAGCAGCUUUCUGACAUUAUUAAACGGUUGGAAGCUGCCAACCAUGUGGCAGAAAGAGUCCAGCAGAGGGAGCUAGAGGCACAAAAGGGCAGCCAGCUCCAGGCGAACAUGGAGAAACUCAAAGAGGACUGGUCAGAGUUUUUGAAGGAGCAGCAGGUAUUAAAGGAAGAGGUGGAUGAGGAGCACGCCAAGGCAGUGGGAGAACUUGGCACUCGUUUCAGUGAAAAGAAGAAAGACUUGGCCCAGUAUUCAUUCAUCUGAGGAGUCUGAAAAGGGUGUGUGUGUGUGAAAACUGCUCCCUCAUUAUAUGAGGAGGUCACUACAGGUGUGGACAUCUGUUUUUUGCUUGUUUGAGGUUUUCUGUCGGAAAAAAACAGCAGAGAACUCUUAGCCACAAAUAUGGGCUAAAACUUGCAUUUUACAGGCCGUCAACGUCUUUUUUGGUCAUCAUUAUCGACGAAAACGACGUUUUAAAGAAGUCCUAAUAAAAGACGUCACUUGCAAAAUCUUUCAGUUGUGCCUUGGCUGGGAAAUUUUCAACAUUUCGGAAUUUUUAAUAGCCUUUGCUUGAAAGGUUUUUCAAGAUAAAUGGAUUUUUGAAAAAAGGAAAGAGUUUGGCGCCAUAAUGAAACAUUUUAAGAGUUUUUAUUGUUUGAAAUGUUUCAGAAGACAAGUUUAAAUUUGAGACCAUCUCAUCUGUGAGCAGGAGUUUGUACAGGAAAAACGUUGCUUUGUUUAAUAAAGCAGGAUCAUUUCUCAAAUGAG